GUAAGAGGCGGGCAGAAGGGAGAGAGGAUACGGGAAAGUUACAGUGUUUGAUAGUCAUCAGCUUCUCUGCUUCUCCCAUAAAAUUGUUAGAAUUACACUGUAGAUAACUUGCUGUCCAAACUCUCUGGGAUUGGAUAAUGUUUGCUUUUUACAUACUGUACAGCACUCGUAAUUCAGUGGGUGGUUUCACUUAUCCAGCUGUUUGAAGAACAUGGAAUUUGGAUUUUUUGAUGGCAUGCCAAUCAUCACUGCUCUCUUUCCUUAUGCUGGUGUUCAGCAUGUCACCCUUGAUUUCCACUUCAACGAGAAAUGGAUUGGACCAUCUAGUUUGAACUAUUAGAUCUUCAAGAAAGACCUCAAUGUCUUGUGUCCUUGUGAUGUCACUCACAUGACUAUGUUAUAGCAGGAUGCUGGCCAAAGUAGGGUGACAACAUCACUGUUCACCCUCUAAAACAACCCCCGCCCCCGUCCCCCUUUUCCAAGUCUUACCAUUUUGCUCGUUCUCUGGAGAUGUUCUCUAGGAACUGUUUCAAUGGACAGGACGGGGUGGGUGCACCACAAUAUGGCCGUCAUAAGCCCAAGUCUGGGGCCCCUAAGAAGAGGGCUCCCAAUCCCAAAGUCGCCCUCAUGAUACGGGGUAAGAUACACCGUCUCCUGCAUGCGUCCGGGGAGCAAGUCCCCCACAACCCUUGCCCGUAUUAUGCCGGCAUCCUGGAGGAGGAAGAGGAGGAUGAGAAGGAUGGCACAGAUUCAGAUUUAAGGAGGCGCACGCCAAGGAGAGACCGGUAUGGUCAUAUCCCUGAUAUCACCAACGGACAGGCUGCCAAAGACCAUGCGGCUCAUGCAGGCGUGGAUUAUGUUGGGGAGGUGGAGCUGAACAGGGAAGGGUGUGUUCGCAUUCCGUGUACCCUCCAGCAGAGCAGCAAUCUUGCUCAGCCGCUGAGAACCUCAAGUCAAGCCAUGUCAGACUUCAACGGAUCCAGGUUUCUGGCAGAAAUGGGAUGUGUCGGUGGAGCACCAUUUAGCUACACUGCAGUCGGGCACGACAGGAUUGUGGAGGAAGACGAAGACGAGGAGGAGGAAGAGACCAGUGCCAUCGUAGACCACAUCCUCAAAGAGCUGAGAGGUAUCAAUAAGAUCCAAGCAGAGAUAUCAGACUUGAGGGAAUAUCUUACGUCUGUGCGUGGUUCUGUUGAUGAGGUGUCCAGUUGUGUUGAGGCAGUGCUAACAGAAAUAGAAGGCAUGCGUUCUGGAACCAAGCCUACGGUGGAGUCUUGGGCAGGGGCCACGGGGCUUAAGGAUGGGAUGUCACCCGUCUACCACGAAAAGUGUAGCAGCUCCUACAGUGCGAUGAUGGAUACCUCCCCCAAAGCUGACUGCCCAAGUAAUUUCAUGUCACAGAAAGGAUUCAGGGUCCAUGACAAUCAGUUGCCAGAUGGUAGAAGCUUUGGAUCGGCAUCAGCCUAUAAAAGUAUGUGCACCUCAGCGAAUGUAGAUUCUCAAAACCCAGAUGAAGUCCAUGCAGAGUUGGAGUCGUUUGACCAAAGUGCCAAUGUUAUUCCUGCUGGUGCCAGGGCAAGGAAAUUGAGCUUUGGAUACCUAGAGCGCCAAGAUGGACAAGACUGUCCUAGCACCAGCUCUCUGUCCUCGGGCCAUAGCUCAAAGUCUGAGUCCGAUCCUGACAGAAUCGAGCCAGAAUGUCCCGAGAACCAUGGCUGGAGCCAAGUGGGUCUUCCACGCAGUGCUAGUUGCGAAACAGGCUGGAGUGAAGAAGACUAUGAAAGAGGACAUUACUUCAGGCAGGGCAGUUUUGAAGAUGGUGACAGCUGCAUAGACGAAGGGCAUACUUGGGAGCUUUGCAAGUUGAAUGAUGAUGAGGCCUGCAGUACACUGGGGCGGUCCUCUGCGGGCAGCUCCGAGCACCUGUCCUAUGUCUCCAGCCGGCAUUAUAACUCUCCUGCAAGCACGAGUAGUAGGGAAGAGUGGCUCGCCAAGAAGAAAAGGAGGGCACAGGCCCACGAUGAAGAAUUCACUGGAAUGUCCUCUGAGGACCUCGUAUUGGAGUGCAGUGGACCCUCUAGCCAUUACAGUCCAGCAAAAGAAUAUGAAAGCAAAGUUGUGGAAUAUGUCCAUUCUCGUGACACGUUUCACGGGAUUACAGGUACAGUGGUGAAUCACGAUGGAGACACCUCCGAACAUGCUCAUUUAGAGACCCCAGAGACUUCAUCACUUGAACAGUCACACUGCAAAGCAGCUGGCCAACCGGGCUCAACUUUAGAGGAACUAAACACAAAUAUACCCAACUCUGAUGGCUCCAGGUUUGCUCCCAGCCCUGACAAUGCAGGCUCUACCGUGAAGAGGAUUGGCAAAGCAGUGCUGGACUUCAAGUCCGUGUUGUGGGUGGCUCUGAAGAAGCUGGAAGGAGCUCAGUCGCCUGUGGGUGACAAGACUGAAGUCAUGGCGCCUCCAUCGUCUUCGCCAAGCACUGAGACCUUAGUUGUUACCCCAUGUCCUGCCACACCUGACGAUGUGGCUUCGCCUGAGGGAGUCAGCGCUUCUCCCAAGCAGAAAAAGCAGACCCUGCAACAGCCCAUGCCCCACAACUUGAAGACGGGGAGAAACUUUUGCAGCUGA
Molecule: messenger RNA, 2634 nt
Organism: Engraulis encrasicolus (European anchovy)
Lineage: Eukaryota; Metazoa; Chordata; Actinopteri; Clupeiformes; Engraulidae
Exons: 3
Coding region: 511-2634 (707 amino acids)
Source: RefSeq, a predicted model, not a curated record